ACCAUCAUAUUUCCAGCAUCAAGAGCAUCCUUGUAGGCUGAACGACGACGACUUCAAUCUGCUUGUACUUCCUUACGAGUUGCAACGACCUCUUCACUGUCGCCAUCACACUCGCUUCGCCUUCCUUCCCCGCUGUCCCCGAGUAACCAGCUCACCUUUCAGCUUUCGAUUCUAUCGAUUCGUCUGUACUUGUUGUAGUUACCAAGGUAGAUACGAUCCUCACGCUGUGGCAGAUGCCCGAGAACGACGUAUUGACUACGUUUCUCACUGCUGCCGUGGCGCGUAGGUUCUCAAAGCGCGAUGACCUGGGCAAGGAUGUGCCCCUGAGAUAACAUACCUCUAGGGAAAGGACAGUGACCGCUGAGCGAUAGCGUAUCUUUGCCGGGAAAUCGGUUUUUCAAGGGCACGAUGCCUUCUCUUCACCGACCAAUCAAAGCAGACCCGCGACGCUCGAACCGCACGGGACCCGUGCCGAGCACAUCUGCGAUCCACGUCCCUUCACCCGACUCCAAUCAGGGUCACAAAGAUCAUGUCCAAGAUGAGGAUGAAGAAGAUGUUGCCGAAAAAGGCAGCAGCUUGGGUCCGACGGGAUUAGGGCUUGCGCGACAGCACAGCGGUACCGGUGUGGGGAGCGGCUCUGGAGCGGGAUUGUGGCUGAAGAGCAGCAGGAUGAAUAUUAGCAACAGCCACCCUGCCCCUUCAAAUGAUGCUACCUCUGCUUCGCCAGCAUUGGCCCAGGAGCUCCAAGCUGAAGCGGGAGGAACUGUCGCCGAGCGGUUCGCGCCGCCAUCCAUGUUGGCGGCUUUCGUGCCGCUUGCCGAGCCUGACCAGGUGGCUGGGGGAAAGGAAGCAACAGAAAGGAAGACAUCUGUCAACGCGCCUGUCAAAAGCGCUGCGCCGAUGAAUGCGCAUGUUGAAAUGGCGCGCUUGCAAGCGACACUCAAGGCCACUGAGACGGACGUACCAACUGGAAAGAAAACUGGAAGUGACCUUGAUGAGGAGCGCAAGCGAUCAAGUGGCCAAAGUAGCGCCAAAGGAAAGACGUAUCACAUACCAGCAUCCUCGCUCUCUGGCGCAUUGACCGAUCUUAGCGCUUUAGGCAUCUAUAUUGGCCCCACGGGUGGGCCCGACAAAUACAAAGAAGCCCAUGUCAAAGAUGGUGGCGUUGACCUUGAUCUUAGCUUUGAUUUUAUUAGUAGCGCGGAAGAAUCGGCUUCGCACGCUGCCGCGACGUCAUCGCCGAGGGGCUCAAGUCCAAGCAAGGGACGUCCACCCAAGUCCCCAAGUCGGCCCAACACCAACCUCCUUGCCAGUUCCAGCCCCAGCUCAUCCUAUUCUUCUAGGGUUAUGGAUGUCGAGCGACAGCAGCACGCUCAGCUUGCCGUCCCGAUCGUCUCGCUCACCUCGCCCUCGCCCGCCAAGAGUUCAUCGGGCCUUACAUUUUCGUCACCAGCACCCUCCUUACGCACACGACCUGCAUGGUUUACGGAUGGCAUCGAUGGCUCGCCAGAGCGCUACCGAAAUGGUAAUGGCGUCCCAACGCACCCGAGGGGCAUGGCUGCCAGUGCGAACUGGCUCAGAAGAACGGCGAAGAAGCCGCCGGCUCCGUUGGCGCUCGAGUCGCCAGUGAAGGAGAGACACAGAAAGCAGAGCACCAAGGGCGAGCUAAGCGGCGCGCAUAAGAAGGGAUCGAAUCACAAAAUAGGAGCGCAGACGCUUAUCAAUGAAGUUGAGCGUGCAGAGCAAAAUGGACUUCAGUCCGCCUUUUCGCCUGACUUGGGCGAGCCUUCUGGUAGCAUUGCAGAUGGCGAUGAGCUGCUUCCCAUCACACCAUUGAGCUCCACGCGUCGUGGUCAACAUUCGGGCCUCAAGCGAGAUACAGCAGCGGUCAUAGACGAGACUCGACCAUCGGCCACUGUGCCAGCAGGCUUGACGCGUUCGUGGAGCACAAAGGCGUCCAUGGCAUCUUCUGCCGGCUCCUACCCUCCGCCUUCAGCACCGCCGACGGCCCCACUACCUCCGCUUCCACUGGACGCUGCUCUGUCGGGCUCAAAACCCAGCUUUGAUCAGCACGAUGAUCUGACUGAGUCAUCUUCGACCGUGCCACUUCCCGUGCCGCGCAAGAGCUUCCCACCGGAAGCAGCAUACGAAUUGGUCAAGGAUGCAAAGUCCAUCGAAGACAUGGAAGAGCUGCUUGACGAUUUGCAAAAACGGACUGCUGGUGCUUCUGCUACCCCUUCGAUUGGAGCCCGAGAGCCUCGACGCUCGAAUUCACGUCGACUUCGUCCUGAACCCCCACUUCCGAUGGUAGAUGGUGAAGGGUUCGAGCUCGAAUACAGCCUUGCAGCCAACUUACCGCUGCGAAGCGCUUCGAUGCAUGGCAGGCCAUCUGCUGCGUCUGCUAUCAGCUCCCGACGAAGCUUCGUCACAGCGGCCAGCAAGACAUUCGACGAGCCAAGGCUGUCUUUGUCGGACACUGCGCAUCUGCGCCGCAAAGGCAGUGUUUUUUCAAAAGAUGGAGAUCGUCUGAGCACGGGCAGUGCUUCGACUUUCCAGACCGCCGAAGACGAUACUCACUCCUUUUCGUUGUCCGGCAAUGCGAACGGGCUGCAAUACAGCCCCCAUGUCUCCCAAACGGAGGAUACUCUGAAGGAUGCAUUCACGCCACAGAGCGGCUCGUUGCUAUCACAGGCCCCGCUUGCGUCGACAUCAAAGGUGCUAUCUGCAGCUGCACGCUACGAGAUGGCAAUCGCUGGUCUUUCACCUAGUAGCCUUGCUGGGCAGAGGCUUUCUCCAGCCGACUCGAGUCCCCUCACUCCAUUCUCCGAGCUGUUCUCUGAGCCGAUGACUAGCGGCUCAAGUCACUUCAGUCAAUCGACGGCCCCUUCCGCAGGGAGCAUGGGCGCUAGAGUCUCAGCAUCGGUGCUGACCACUGCGUGGAGCGGCAAGGUUACGCAAUCGUCCCUGACAACAGUAGAUGAGCCAGAUUUCAGCGGUGGGCCAUACAUCCCACCUUUCAAACUCUCUUCACGCGCUCGGUUGGAAAAGCUGCAAGAGUCGAAGACAGAGGAGGAGCCGCUCACCAAGCAGUGGGUCGAGCAACAGCGCAAGAGCGUACAACCUCGACAUCAAUCGUGCGCGGAGCUUAGCCCCAGCGUCAGCAGCAAUGCAGACAGUCCAUGGGAAGGAGAUGGCAGCGAAGCAGAACGUCCCAAACAAACCAUCAUCCUGAGUACUGACAGCAGGACAGAGGGUCCUUUGUUCAUUUCAGCUGUCGCUCCUUUGGACGGCUCAGAAAAGGGACACGGGCCCUGGCCUCAAAGUCCACUCUUGCUUGACGAUAAGAAUUUGCUUUCUGACGGCAAUUCAACUAGCCUUGCGUUGGGGUUGAUUCUUGGACCAGCCGUACCAGACUUGGAUGAGGAACAAAAGUCCUACACUCUUCACCCUGCCGCGGCAGAACAACAGACCGAAGCUUCUGUUGGACUGCCAAGAUCCAGCAGCAGCUUGGACGGCUUUGCGUGCAACGUCACACCGCCGAUGAAGGUGCUUGAAGAGCCGCCGCGCCUAUCCGAAGCAAGCGACGCACCUCGACCGCCGUCCGGCUUGAAGAACAUGAUUGCUACCGCCGUGCUUCAAUCUCCCACCACCCCAGGUCGGAUAUCUGCUAUGUUCAACAUCCUCGGAGGCAAGGCAAAACAAGAUGCUUCGGUCAGCUCGCCGGUCAGUAGCAAAUCGCCAAUCAGCAGCCCGCCCAUGCGCCAAAACAGCACUUCGAUGCGUCCACUGGCCCUAGUAGACAAGAAAACGAAAGAAGCUCGCCGAGUAUCUUUAGGCUGGCAUCAACGUACGAUUUCAAAAGAUGCGCAGUGUUUCACGGACCAGAUUGCGUCGCCGAAGGGCAGACCUGAGUCCGAAUUCUCGCAGCCGCCCACUCCACCGCAUUCUGUGGGAGACGACCCACAAUCAACUGAUCACAAGCUAGCCUCGCCUACAGCAGCAACGACAGCCCCGUCUAAGAGACCAUCGCGUCAUAUUCGACGUGUUUCUCGCCUUGGAUACGUUCUAACUGAACACGAGAUCAGGCUAGAGAUGUCCGGAGAAUCGAAGGAGGGGCAUGACGCACCAAAUGUGUUGCCGGCCACGAAUUUUGACAUGAUAAGGUCACCUCGGGUCGCAUCAAGCCCAACUGGUACCACCCCGGCACUCGCCUUCAGUCCGCCCCUGAGCCAUGCAUGGGCCUCAGCAACGAGAUCAAGUCCCAUGCUCCCCCUCGAGCCUCCAGCGACAACAGCCAAGAACUUAAUCACCAGAGGUUCUGUCACCGGCUCAACUGCUGUUUCUCAGCCUGGCUCGCCCUGGCUGGAUUUUGACGGUUCGAUCCUUGCGUCCAGAGCAAUCGUUGACUCGCCAGAAAUGAGACAUACAGAGCAGUUGGGUACGCUUGGUGUACAGGCCAGUGUCCGCUUCAGAGGUGCUCGGCAGUCCACUGGCGUGCAGGGCCUGGGUCUGGAAGGGUUUACUGCGAACGACCUGGAGGAUGCGGCAAUUAUGUCAAAACAUGGCCGCAGUCCGUCCCUCAGCCCAUUCGGUGACCAUCCGUAUCACCGUCGUAGAAUUAGCCUUGGCCGACUCAGCUUCAACGCAAAACCAGAUGUUGGCAGGUCGCUUCGUGCAUCGGCGAUUCCUGCCUCCGUCUUUGACACGGCCCUGCCGUCGAAAGCCAUGUUCUAUGCUGGCUUCCUCGGCAUGCCGUGGCUUUGGCUUCUUGGGGGCUGGUGGCUCAAUGAGCAUGGGCAGAUCAGGGUCGAUCGUAAUACCAAAUUCUCGCUGUGGACGCACGAGGCAAGUGUGCAAGAGGCACGCGAGAAGGAUCUACAAGGCUCUCCUGUGUCAAUCUUGCAGUACGCAGAUGCUACAUUCGCAACGCAGUGCCCGAACGAAAGCGUUGUUUUGGACCAGUCUCUUUCGGUUGAUGUGUUAGGGAAUACCACGAUGGGCAGCGGGACUACGCGCACUCUGCAUACUGCGGCAAGCCGGGCGACUUUGGGGUCGCUAUACACCACGGGCAACUCUUCAUUUGCGACGAUUUCACAGCAACAACCAUCUAGAGCAUCCUCAUCGGUCCGAAUACCUCGUCAGCGGACUGCAUCGGUCGAUUCAAUCAUCAAUCCGACACCAGAAAUCGCUUUUUUUCAGUCGCCUAUCCGCACCGUGCCUGAACGACGAUGCGACCCGCUGUCUCCCACGCAAAGCUCACUUGUAGAGGCUGUGCGCGCCGCAUCCACUUUGCAGAUUCUGGUGGAGGAUACGCCUGGCGAGGAACGACGCUAUUCUGAGCUCACUGCUGCAGAGGAUCGGACGGAUUGCAGUGCGCUUCAAAAUUCGAUUACGAGCACUGCUCAACCAAGGCCGACGCCGGACCUCGAUGGUACAACACUUUCAGGGCAAGCACUCUCAACAGUGCAACAGCCUUGCAAGCAGCAGGGAGUAGUAUCAUGGUCGCGUUUGGAGCGCUACGUGCUACUCAACCGCAUUUUUGCAAUUGGAAGCUUUCUUGUCGUCAUGGCUGGCUGGUCAGCUGCCUUGUUCGCCGUUGCGGCAAAUUUUUGAGACGCCUGCGCCUCAUUCUGGCUCUUGUCGCCAGAGCGAGGACAGCAUUCGACUUUGCACUCGCUUUGCGACACUGGGUGGCCAGCCGAGUCGCAGGCCAACAUUCUUUAUUAGGCAUCGUUAGUGAGAAGGUCGAACACAUAGCUCGGUUUCUCAUGGAUACUUGGAUAGGCACGUCGCGGGACGACGAGCUCGGACAAUACACACGCCACUUCCCCGGCACCAGGCGGGAAGCACUUUCUUUAAUGGAAAAUUGCGCGCAGGACAUGCGUCGCCACACGUAACAUACCAAUGUAGA
Molecule: messenger RNA, 5911 nt
Organism: Tilletiaria anomala UBC 951
Lineage: Eukaryota; Fungi; Basidiomycota; Exobasidiomycetes; Georgefischeriales; Tilletiariaceae
Exons: 2
Coding region: 409-5613 (1734 amino acids)
Source: RefSeq, a predicted model, not a curated record